Babesia ovata is the source of this 396-nucleotide messenger RNA. RefSeq names its product PTS sugar transporter, putative. The record is from RefSeq and is a predicted model, not a curated record. NCBI's taxonomy places the organism in Eukaryota, Apicomplexa, Aconoidasida, Piroplasmida, Babesiidae. Bases 1 to 396 code for a protein of 131 amino acids. The transcript has a single exon.
AUGAAGAGCCCAGUCGAUGGCAGGAAGCUUAGGCCACGCCUCGCCCACCAGCGAUGUGCUGUGGCCCAACACCUUCAACCAGAUGUACUCGCACAUGUGGGGAAUGAUCGGGUUGGCGAUACGGCAGAAGGUUUCGUGGUACAUCGUGAGGGCGGCAUGGUCGACGUCGCCCUGGGACAUUUGCAUGUAGUUGCGGCGAGCGUUGAUGUAGUCGUAGAAGCAGUACUUCAGCGCAUCGCGGUACACGAAGUUCGAGUAGGCCUCUUUAGCGCGCUCGGCAAGGACGCAGAGCUCGUUCAUGAAGACACGCUUCGCGUACUCGGAGAGGCUGCUGCCGCUGUUGGUACGGCCGGCAAGCUCCAUGUCGGACUGCGCCGAUUGCAGAAUGCUGUGUAA